AUGCUCCAGGUCAUGUGGGCGGUGAUGAUGGCAACGGGUAUCGCGUUUGAUCUCGACGAGACUCCACCAUCGAAUCUACUGACGGUGAUGAUCGCGGUGGAUCUGAUCCCGGCUGUCGGAUCACAGGGCGUUCCACAACGGGAACGGGGGACGGAGACGGGGACGGAGACGGAGACAGUGCUUCCAGCUUGCCGCCGUGACACGCCGGCUCACUCGGACAAUGUCUGCUUCUGCUUCAUGCUGUCAGGCAAGGGACAUUGUUGGCCCUUCGGCACAGGUGGCAUAAACACCACGGCUGAAUCUGGGGUGCUUCCGCCGUCAUACAGCAUGGUGUCCUGGCAGUUACAGAUUUUCGGCAUGCUGCUCCGUACCUUGUGUCCAGCAGCUAUCCUCGCACCCCCAGUCGGCUUGGCAGUCAGGGUCCUUGCCUCUGUCAGCACUCCUGCGUGUGAAUACCUGGUAGUAAACUGCUGGGUACUCCGUAUUGACUCUGCUGUGUGGCGGCAGUACAACUCUUUCGCCGCACUCAUUCCGCCGCCUACUGGGAGCAUCCGGAUGCUUGUCCGUCCCUGGUCAACGCCGCUGUCAGACUGGAAAAUAUGA
Trichoderma aggressivum f. europaeum is the source of this 603-nucleotide messenger RNA. RefSeq lists its product as uncharacterized. The record is from RefSeq and is a predicted model, not a curated record. Bases 1 to 603 code for a protein of 200 amino acids. NCBI's taxonomy places the organism in Eukaryota, Fungi, Ascomycota, Sordariomycetes, Hypocreales, Hypocreaceae. The transcript has 3 exons.